AUGAAGAAAAAGGCCGUAAUGUCUACCCUACAUGUGAAGUUUGCAGAGAAGACCUGGAAUGAGACUUUUCAGCUCAUCCGGAGAUGCAUGGAGAAAUCCAGAGAUGAAUCCAAACCCUGUGAGCCACUGGUUAGAUCCCUGGAAAGACUCCAGGAAGAGUUUGAUGUGUCCUCUAUGAACGUCAUGAGGUCCCGUCUGGAGAGGAUUGCCAAACGAUACGGAAUGGGUUUCCACUUCACCGAGGCCGCGUGCUACCUGACAGCCGACCUGUUCUACCUGGAAGUGCUGCUGCUGCCGGGCGGAGGAGUGGAGGAGGUAAAGGUGGCCCCUCAUGGACGACUCCCUGCUCCCAGCAAGUCUCUUCUUCAGCUGCUGAGGCGCAAACAUUUUGCUGAUUUCUCCAAAAGGCUGGGAGGCCUCUUCGUCCAGUACAGCAUCCAUGGAAACAAUGAAUUAAAAUUAAAAUUGUUGGCAUCUCUACAGCACCUCUGGAAAGACUUGCAGCAUAUGUCCCGUUUUCAAAGGGCACCGAUGCACUGUGACCCCAAGAUGGACAUGAUUAACAAUGCCACGACUGGAUAUCUAAGCACAGGAAAAGAAGAUUGUCCUUUGACUGUCCAGUUCUAUGUCCCUCCAAUGGAGACACUAGAUGCACAAACGACAGACAUAGAAGCCAUCCAGGCGGCCCAGGUUACCGUAGGUACCAGCAGCGUGUCUCACUGGCUUCAGAUGGCGUCUGUGAUCUGGCAGCUGGAUUUCCAGGGCCAUCCUGUGUUUGCUCCGAUGAGCGAGGUGCCAAAUGAGACGCUGCCGGCCUGUUUCCUGCUCAGACUGCAGCCAGAGAUACCAAUGAGGUUGUCUUUUGUACAGAAGCUCAGCCAAAUCACUGCCAUGACUGUACCAGAUGUUGACCUGCAGUGGGCACCCUUACCCAAGCUUCUGAUGGGAGGUUCACCGAGUGCAAACAGCCACUGGGAGACAUUAGAUGCACAGGAGAAUAUUUUCACAGUGCCUCUUCCUGGUGGUUUGAUGCACAGUUAUGUCCUCCCUGGAGCUGCCUGGGAUGCGCCCACUCACAGAGGGAUUGUGGUGGACAGCGUUGCCUUCACCCACCCCGCUCACGUGCCGGCCCUCCUGGAUGUGCUGCGUCACCAGUGUGCCAUCAACACCCUGCUGAGGAGCUGCUUCUCCGUCCGGGGUUCGGUUUGCGAUCAGUGCUUCGAAGUCCUUCCGGAGUCCGACACCAGCUUUUCUGUGACCUUCCACCGACCCAACACCGACUCCCUGACUGUUUUGCUGGUGGACGUACCCAGUCCUCAUGAGAUUACCUGCCGCUUGUUGGGAGCAGGAACAUAUGAUCCCUUCAUAGACGAAUACAUCGCCACGGUUAUGAAGAGGUGUAUGUCCAUUCCUGUGACAAUGAAGACAUUAUACAGCAAGCUAGAGGAGAUCACCUCUGCCCCACUUUCUCCCAGGCGCCCGGCCACCACAGAAGCCCAAAAUGACCACUGGGCUUCCAACUGGGACACCGACCGAGGCUCGGACACGUUCUCUCAGAGUUCACUCGUGCCAGAGGACGGCUUCUAUGUUUCUGCUUCAGCUUGCUUUGCCCAUGCUGUAGUCAAAUCCAAGCUUCUUCCUGAAAUACAUACGAGCUCUCCUGUCAACCACUUGCUCCCGUGGGUGUGUUCCCACCCUUGAUGAGCAACUGUCAGAACUAAACCUGCAUGUGAGGCGACACAGAAUCUUUUUUUAAUGCGUUAAAUAGCUGUUUUUGACAGAUCAGCUUAAACAGGACACAUGUAGCACUUACUCUGUAUUCGGUCCUUUUGUUGGCUGUUACGCCUUUAGAGAUGCUGAUUUGUAACUGCGGAAGGUUAAAUUUGCGAGCGCAUGAUCACAUCCAUCUCCUGCAGAAUACCAAAGUGUUUCUUACUAUGCAUUCCAGUGUGGCAGAGAUUGCUGGCUGUAAAGGUUUGAGGUUUGGCAUUUGACCUCAGCCAGCCAAGGGCCCAGUUGAUUGGUACCAUGUGAGCCAAUCAAACAUAGCUACAGUCCAUGAUGCAUUCUUGAUGGCUUGUAAGAAUAAACUAGAGAUCCACGCAUUAAAAAUAAAAAAUAGCUCCGGAGGACGCGUAAAUAACAUCAAGGACACUGAAAUGUAUCAUGUGUGGCUGGUAGCCGCUCUCAGUCACUUUUUCCUUUUAAGAAAAUAUAUUUUUUUCAUAAUAAAGAAACUGCUUUUGGU
Messenger RNA from Stegastes partitus (bicolor damselfish), 2248 nucleotides. RefSeq names its product mediator complex subunit 1-like (gene med1l). Gene Ontology annotation, cellular component: mediator complex. Gene Ontology annotation, biological process: cellular response to thyroid hormone stimulus; regulation of transcription by RNA polymerase II. The record is from RefSeq and is a predicted model, not a curated record. Bases 1 to 1701 code for a protein of 566 amino acids. The transcript has 16 exons. NCBI's taxonomy places the organism in Eukaryota, Metazoa, Chordata, Actinopteri, Pomacentridae. Gene Ontology annotation, molecular function: nuclear thyroid hormone receptor binding; nuclear retinoic acid receptor binding; nuclear vitamin D receptor binding.